Molecule: messenger RNA, 2193 nt
Organism: Daldinia decipiens
Lineage: Eukaryota; Fungi; Ascomycota; Sordariomycetes; Xylariales; Hypoxylaceae
Product: N-terminal nucleophile aminohydrolase
Exons: 3
Coding region: 282-2084 (600 amino acids)
Biological process (GO): protein maturation
Molecular function (GO): threonine-type endopeptidase activity
Source: RefSeq, a predicted model, not a curated record
CGCAAGAGGCAUCGUCCUGAAUAGCUGCAUAGCUUUAUCGGUAUCCCGAGUAUUUAAACACCACCAGAAGAGUUGCCCCUAAAUUGGUCAGAAUUUAUUCGAUCCCACAAUCGUCUUAGUCGAAUCAACAGGCAGAAAAUAUCCACUGAGAUUCUCAGUUAAAAUUCGAAAAAUAACAGUACAUCGAAUUUGCCCGUUUUUGUAUAAGAGAGAGCCAGAAGACAGUUCAAUUUUCCAAACGAAUCCGGUAUAUUCCCCUGUACCCAUACGUUAUACUGAGUAUGGAUUUUAGAGAUCCCCAAGACAACGCUGUCUCGACCUGGCAUGAGGACGAUAUCGAACAGGAUGAUAUCAUUGACGGCUUGCCCUGGACCACUGAGCACCCAAGACCUCCCUCCCCAUUGGAAGAUGGCAAUAUCGUUUCCAUGGAUGGAGCCAUAGAUCGUUGGGGAAAACGUAAGAGAUUCCCGGUAGCAGCCAUAUUUAUUCAUGCCGGGGCCGGGUACCACAGCGUUGCCAAUGAGAGCCUGCACCUGGAAGCCUGCAAUGAAGCUGCACGUCUGAGCAUAAAACUCCUGCGGUCAGGCCAUUCGGCUGUGGAUGCUGUCGAGGCUGCUAUCAAAUCCCUCGAAGACAAGGAGAUCACCAAUGCUGGCUACGGAAGUAACUUGGCAAUUGAUGGGACGGUAGAGUGUGACGCCACCUUGGUCGAUCAUUUUGGUCGCAGCGGAGCCUGUGGUGCAGUUCCUAAUGUCAAGAAUCCAAUCUCUUUAGCCAAGAUUAUUCUCCUGUCUAGUAACAAGCCCCUUUCUUUACGACGUGUUCCUCCGAAUCUGCUCAUCGGAGAAGGCGCUAAGGAAUUUGCACGAGAAUCGGGAAUGAUAUUAAUUCCCAAUCAAUUUCUCGUGUCAAAAAAUGCUAGAGACCGUUACGUUAGAUGGCAGGAAGAUAUGAGGCGGGCAGAGAGCAAAACCUCUCUAUCUUUAGCACCUAACACAUACGACCGAGCUCUUGACGAUCAUGGUAGCGAAAUUCGCCAGAAUGUACACCCGGACCACACGACCGCUAUACUGACUGGAACAUGGAAUGAAGGACAGCCAGACUCUCUAGCUUUACCUUCUUCGCCAUGGGAUAAUGGGCCGUCAGUGUUACUAAAACUUAGUUCUGCUCCUCAAGUUUCACCCAAGAACCACGUCGAGCGCAGCUCGCUUAGCUUCUUGGGCUCACUUACAGGUUCAAAAACUGUGGCUGGAGAAAUAUCGUCUUCCACUUCAAAGCGCCCACGAUUCAGCCCAGGCCCAAAUAAUGAAUCUCUAAAGUCAGAUCCUAGUACGUCGAUAUCUAAGGGUUUAACCAAGACAACUCUUCAUGAUGAGACUAAUUCAAACGUCCCUGUGGACCUUCCCAUGCCCAAAGUUGGACAGGCUCCCACCACUAUGGCUACACCAUGUCUUGACAAGUCGCCACCAUUUAGGACUGCUGACCAUCAUAAGGAGGAUAAUAAAGAUGUCGAUGAAAUCACUGAUACAGUGGGUGCAAUUGCAAUCGAUAUGUCUGGAAAAAUUGCGGCCGGGUCAUCUUCAGGUGGUAUAGGCAUGAAGCAUCGAGGACGAAUUGGUCCGGCGGCCUUAGUCGGAAUCGGGACAGCCGUCAUUCCAAUCGACGAAAGGGAUCAAGACGGCAUCGCCGUCGCCGCUGUGACAAGUGGCACCGGCGAACAUAUGGCUACUACAAUGGCGUCGCAAAAAUGCGCUGAGAGAAUAUAUCAAAGGACGCGUCGUGGACCGGGCGGAAAAGAUAUAGCCGAGGAUGAUGAGAAUGCGAUUCUCCAAGGGUUCAUUGCUAAUGACUUCCAGGAACACCCAGGCGUCAAAUAUUCUUCCUCGGCUGGAGCCAUUGGCAUCAUGGCGGUAAAGAAGGGGCCGUUGGGGUACUAUUUAUAUUUCGCGCACAACACUGACUCUUUUGCCGUAGCCUCGAUGGGUUCUAAUGACAUUCAGCCAGCUUGUGUUAUGUCACGCAUCAAGGAAGGAAGUUCUGGUCUGGCUCGUAUUGCCCAAGGAGGCCGUAAAAUCCACAUAUGAGCUGGUUGUAUCACACAUUGAUAUUCGAUCUAUAAGGCUCGUUAUAUCAGACCGGAACUUUUUCCAGGGCUUACCGGCUUCUCUUCACUUCGUACCCAUCCGCUCACCU